Molecule: messenger RNA, 507 nt
Organism: Striga hermonthica
Lineage: Eukaryota; Viridiplantae; Streptophyta; Magnoliopsida; Lamiales; Orobanchaceae
Source: the annotation of a GenBank genome assembly
AUGGAAGAAGCGAAAUGGUUAUACGGUAAGCAUACGCCAACAGUGGAAGAGUAUAUGAAAGUGGCACUUGUAUCCUCUGGUUAUACAAUGUUGUCUGUAACAUCUUUUGUUGGCAUGGGAGAUUUAGUUACGAAACAAAUGUGUGAUUGGGUCGUAAGCGAAUCACGAAUCGUGCGAGCAUCAUCGAUAAUAUGUAGGCUAAUGGAUGACAUGGUAGGGUAUGGGAAAGAAUCAAAGAUUACAGCUGUGGAAUGUUACAUGAAACAAAACGAUGCAUCGGAGGCGGAAGCUUUUGCAGAUUUUCGGGAACAAGUGAAGAAAGCAUGGAAGGAUAUGAAUGAAGAAUGGCUUCAAACAACAACAGCACCUUUGCGAGUAAUGAUGAAUGUCGUCAAUCUUGCUCGUGUGAUUAAUCUUCUAUACGUGGAUGAAGACGGAUAUACCAAUUCUAAAACCGAGACAAAAUACUUUAUAAACUACGUACUCGUCGAGCCCGUGAUAGUUUGA